This is a messenger RNA of Silurus meridionalis, 9350 nucleotides long. RefSeq names its product trichohyalin (gene mpripa). Lineage: Eukaryota; Metazoa; Chordata; Actinopteri; Siluriformes; Siluridae. The record is from RefSeq and is a predicted model, not a curated record. Gene Ontology annotation, biological process: actin filament organization. The transcript is spliced from 26 exons. Gene Ontology annotation, cellular component: actin cytoskeleton. Gene Ontology annotation, molecular function: actin filament binding. The coding region runs from base 353 to 7381 and encodes 2342 amino acids.
UCUGCGCAGACCCACGGAUCCAACGGCCGGACUGUUCCGCAGGUUCUUCUGAACGAUGGGAUAAAAACCCGAGGACGGAGAAGAGCUCCGACAUUUCCGCCGCACUUCUGACUGCGCGUGAGGCUGCUGCGCCCCCGCACCGGACCCCUGCGCGCGCGCCCGUGUGUGUGUGUGUGUGUGUGUGUGUUUAUUCCUCCAGCUGCUGGGUUUUUCUACUCCUGGAUCGUGUGCAGUCCGGGAUGUGGGUAUGUUCUGAGGGGUGCAGGGUUGGACUCGGAUCGGAUCAAAGUGGAUGAUGCAGCGUUGUGGGUGGUGUUUAGUUUAAUAGAUCGGACAGAUCAGAUCAGACACCAUGGCGGGAAAAGAGAACACCUGCCGCAAGUUCCAGGCGAACAUCUUCAACAAGAGCAAGUGCCAGAACUGCUUCAAACCCCGAGAGUCACACCUGCUGAGUGACGACGACUACACACAGGCUAAUCCUAUAUAUGGAGGAUGGCUGCUUCUGGCACCUGAAGGAACAAACUUUGACAACCCACUACACCGAUCUCGAAAAUGGCAAAGACGAUUCUUCCUUCUUUAUGAACACGGACUCCUGCGCUACGCUCUCGAUGAGAUGGCCAGCACUCUUCCUCAGGGCACUAUAAACCUGAAUGUGUGUGUGGAUGUUGUGGACGCAGAGAGUGUGACGGGACAGAAACACUCACUCUGCAUCUGCACUCCGGACCGAGAGCAUUACAUCAGAGCCGAGAACCGUGAGGUUAUCAAUGGAUGGCAGGAUGCUUUGAUCGUCUUUCCACGUACCAACAAACAGAACCAAAAGAAGAAACGGAAGGUGGAGCCGCCAACCCCACAGGAACCUGGCCCGGCCAAGGUCACAGUAACGAGCAGUAGUGUCCUGUGUGCCAGUAACAGUGUGGUUCAGUCUGAUGGAGCUGAGCCUGUGAGAGAAUCGGAGCGUGUGAUUGGAGGACGUAAGCCAAGGGUGGAGAGCGGCUACUUUUCAUUGGAAAAACCCAAACCUGAGCAGCCCUUGCAGGAAGCGCUAUCUUCCCUAUCCUCAUCCUCCUCUUCCUCUCGUCUGAGGUACAGCACCUCGGAACCUGCGCUCUUCCUCUCCUUGUCCUCACACAACACACACCACACUUCACUUGACACACACACUACACACUCAGACUUUACAGACACACCCACUGUUUCACAAUCUGUCGAUGCUCCACACACAUCGCCAACAGCACACACACUGCAAUCUCCUUCCUCAUGCACCUCCACCAACACACACACUCUAGCAUCACCGCUCUCGUCCUCUCAGAGCUCUCUCGACUCUGAGUCGAGCUCUGAGAGGCGAAGUCGUGACAAAAGAGUGGGUGGAGCUAACCAAUCAGAGGCUGGAGGAAUGAACGUUAAGCCUGGGCUAGGUGGGCGGAGCUACGCAGCACUGGCAGAUGUCCCCCGUGCCAGAAGGCUGAGCCAUCGCGAGGCGUUUCGUUCUGAGCGCAAGCGGCAAGAACUGAGAGCGAGAACCCGAAGCCCGGGCAGAGAGGAGGUGGAGAGACUGUUCGGCCAUCAGAGGAAGCGUGCUCAAGUGAUUGAAAGAUUUGAGAUGCAACAGUCAACAGAUGCAUUGGAGCACAUGGACACAACAGAAAACUCCUCCUCCUCCAGUCAAUCCACCAAUCAGAGGACAGGACGCAGUGAGAGGCGUCUCCCUGCUCAGAAACAGGAUCUCUCAUUAGAUGCUGGAACUGGAAGCGUAACGGAUUUUUCCGGAAGAAUGGCCGUGUACAGGAGAGCGAAGAGUCUGGACCGCCGAGUUACAGAGUCGUCCAUGACGCCUGAUCUACUGAACUUUAAGAAAGGAUGGAUGACAAAACUGUAUGAGGAUGGCCUGUGGAAGAAGCACUGGUUUGUUCUUACUGAUCAAAGUCUGAGAUAUUACAGAGACUCCAUCGCUGAAGAGGCGGUGGAUCUGGAUGGAGAGAUUGAUUUGUCCACAUGUUUUGAUGUCACUGAGUUUCCAGUGCAGAGGAACUACGGCUUUCAAAUCCAUAGUAAGGAGGGAUUGUAUACUCUCUCUGCGAUGACGUCUGGUAUCAGGAGGAACUGGAUCCAGGCAGUAAUGAAGUGUGUGAGACCGACCAUCUCCCCCGAUGUCACACGUUCUGUCCCAGAUGAACAUGCUAAUGCUAAAACAGCCCCUCAAACUCCCGAAGUCUCUCGGCCUUCACACAUGUGGGGUCAAAGGUCAUGUGAUGUCACUGUGGAUUCCGCCUCUGAUCACCGUAAGCCCCGCCCCCGUGACCGCAGGCGAGAGGGCCGAUCGAAAACUUUUGACUGGGCGGAGUUUAAAAACGAGAGGGCAGAAACUUUGGAUACAAGCUCCUCCCCCUCACCAUCCUCUGUUUCAUCUUCUACUUCCUCUCCCUCCUCGUCAGUCUCAGACAGGAAGUUAAUUCAUUGGGAACAGGAAGUGGCUCCAGAGAACAAAAAAGGUGUGGGUGUGGCCAGUGGAGUUCCGUCAGUUAAUAAGAACUCUGAUGUACAAGUGGAGAUCGAAGAGCGGUGGCAUCAGGUGGAGACCACGCCCCUCAGGGAGGAGAAACAGGUCCCAAUCACUGGAGGCUCCGCCCCCUUUUCACCUGGAGACAAAAUUUCAGCAGAGUUCACGGAGAAGGAGUUAGUGAAGCUGCAAGACCAAAACACACUUCUGCAGGAACAACUCCAUAAUGCAGAACAGAAUGCACGGGAAGGUUAUGUGUUACAGUGUACCAAUGAACCAGUGCAGCCUUCAUCCGACUCCGUGUCUCUUUCCUCCCGAGCUCCAUUGCAACAUCUCAGCAAGAUGAACCAUGAACUUAAGACGGAGCUGGAAACUCAGCGACGGAAGCAUGAUCUGGCUAAUCAGCUGGUUAACAACCUGAGACGGAGCUAUAGUGAGGCACAGGAUAUGCUUGGGCAUCAUGAGGCUGAAAUCGAGGUUCUUCAAGCAAAGCUUGUUUCUGCGAUGGCCGAGAUCAUAGCAAGUGAGCAGGCAGUGGCUCGCAUGCGCAGUGAGCUGAAGCUAGAACAGAGUCGUUGCCAUGAGCGUGAGGAGGAGUGUAUUCGCAAUGAAACAACUUUACGCGCACAAUUGCGGGACAGCGAGGAUCGUCUCCGGGACGUAGAGGCAAGUUUGUUAGAAAAGACCCAGGCGCUGAGACUCCUGGAGAGACAGCAGGCCUUGCAACGGGACCAGCACAAGGAAGUACAGAGGCUGCAGGAGAAGCUAACCGAGGUUACUAAAUGUCUAAUUGCGACAGAGGAGGCACAGGCUCUCAGGGAAGAGCGGGAAAAGAAAGAGCACCGUUGCCUGGAAGAAAAUUAUGAGCGUGAGAGACAAGGACUGAGUCGGAGGCUGGCGGAAUCUGAGGAAAAGAGGCGUGAGGCUGAGGAGCAACUUCAGGAAGUCCAGGAACAAGUAGAAACACUUCUCAGAGGAGGUGUAGGUGAGAAGAAAGAAUCAGAAGUCAGUGAGGAGAUGCUACGUCUUCAGCAGGUUCUAAAUGAGCAAGCAGAUGUGAUUGAGAACCUUCGGGAGAGUGUGAGAAGGUUGGAAAAGGAGAGAGAUCAUCUUACGUGUCGUUGCCAGGAAUUGGUGAAUCAGAUUGCAGAGGCAGACAGAGAGGUAGGAAAACUGCAGGAACAGUUAAAGAUAGAAGAAACAGACUACUACUCUUUGGAAAGCUCAUAUGAGCGUGUUUCAGAAGAGUUUGCAAGAAUCAGCCGGGUUCUGAGGGAGAAGGAGGAGGAAGUCAGACAGACCAAGGAGACAUAUGAGAAGCUGGUGAAACAAAAAGACCAGGAUUUAAAUGAAGCUCUUGUCAAGAUGGCUGCUCUUGGAAGCAGCCUGGAGGAAACGGAACAACGCCUGAAGGCAAAGGAUGAGCUUCUUAGUCGGGUUGGGCAUAGGGAGGUGGAGCAAGAUUUGCAGGUGAAGCUGGCUGUAGCAGAGAACCGAAUAUCUGAACUGGAAGAGCAUCUCAGCGCAUUGCGUUUGGGGUUCACAAACCUUAAGAUGGAACGAUGCUGCUCUCAACAGGAUGUCCUUGAUGCACUAGAAGAACAAGCAGAGCAUGAUAUAUCCUUUUCUACCACUUCCUCUUUGUCUCUUGUAAGAAGCAGCUCAGAGACAGAAGUGUCCUUUGCCAAGCGUCAGAGGAUUCGCUUCUCCAACAUCCAGUGCCAAAAAUACCACCAGUCUCAACGAAUCGAAAAAGUUCAGAGAGAUAACACAUUAAUAGAUUUUACUCAAGAGGAGAGACAGGACCUUGUGGCAGAUACAAGUCUAAACAUCACAGAUGAUACCAUCCAGGACUUGUCCCAGGAUAUCAGUUUAGUAAGUGACAACACAUUCCAGUAUUGCAGUGAUACAGAAAGAUUUAUGUCCAUCAUCCAUGCACUAGAAUCAAAACUCCAGGCAACAGAGGAGAAGCUUAAAGAUAUGACAUCAAAGAUGCAAAAUGAAGUAUGUACUGUUAAUGCCUCUGCUGAACCAGAACAGGAUGAACCAGAUGAUAAAUCCAUCUCUUGCUUGGAUGACAUUGUACAGGGAAGUGUCACAAUUGAAGAUUACAAGAAAGCUCUGGGUUUUGUCGAGUCCUGCAGGGUUAGAGUUAGGGAGAUUCUCAGUGAUCAAAAUGAAAAGGGAGGAGCAGAAGCGCAAGUUCAUAUAUUAGCAGAGAUUGAGAAAGACCUGGUUAAAGCUUCUUUGCACAUUAGGCAAGUUGCCACACGAUAUGAAGGUUCUCUUCCCUGUCAAACUGAGCCCCAGGCACAGGUGGAUAAAAGUGCAAUUAAGGUUCUUGCGAGAAUGUUAGCCUUUGAAGCAACUGUUUUGGAAAAAAUUGCAUUUUCUCUUCAAGAUCCAAAAUCAGAACUAAUGCAAAGCCUUAGAGAGAUAAAUCAAGAUUCCCAACAGGUUAAGACAAGCCACCAGGAUUGUCUUUCUGCAAUUUACACUGAUAUUCUGACAAGAAAACUAAAACUACAGAGCAUGCUGAUAAAUGAGCUCCACCAAGCAGAUAGUCUGAGUGACCAGUCAGACAAUUUGCAUAUACCUGAUAGUGUCUUUGCUCAAAAUUCAAUUCACAAUGCUUGUAUUAGUGCUGAACUUGCAUACUCCCUUCAAAACUUCAAGCACUCUUACCAAGACAAAUUCGAGGAACUUCAAAGAGACUUGGUAAAGGUAAAAGAGAUUUUGCAGCAAAGGGAUAUUGUUGUGACCCCAGAUGUUGGCAAUAAGCUUGAAGCUGAUACAGACAUUCGUUCUGAUGUCACCCCUUCUGAGCUUGCCCCUUAUGAACAGCAGAUUAAGAUGGAAGAAGCUCACACUCUUGCUGAAGAAAUAGUAGAAAGACACUUAGCUGAAAUAAUGCAGUCCUGUGUUACAGAAUCAGUGGCAUCACUGUACAACACGAGUGAAAGUCUCAUUACUGAGUUGAAAAGACAAUCAAAAGUUCUUCAACACUUGUCUCAGCAGCUGGGGAAGGCAUGUGAGGAAGAUAACAGCUCUGUUAUUUGUGGACUUGCAGGACAAAUCCAGGCAGUUUUAGGACCCAGAGACCCUGGAGUCCUAAUGUGCAACUCUCUCAGCAUGCAUGAGGCUCUGAUUCAGGUUCAGGUAGCUUAUGUUGCCUGUCGACUGCGAGCUGACCAUGAGAGAGAGCUAUCCCUUUGCCAGGAGACCAGCCACAAUAUGGCCACUUUGGUCCAGGAGCAUGCCCAGCAUGUAGCAGCCAUCCAGCAGCGUUUCCAGAGUAGCCUGGAAGAAGAACGGAUUCAGUACUUUAAAACAAUAAACUCCAUUCAGGAGGAAAAUGAAACUCUUCGAGAGGAGGCUACAAUGCAGCUGAAGGAGAUGAGCAAGAAGCAGAAACAGAUUGUACAGAUGGAGCAGGAUUUCCAGAGGGAGAUUCAGGAGAUUAAGAGAAAGCAUGCAGAAGAAUUGGGUCGGGCAAUGCAAGGACAAGCGACCAGUGAGCUCGUGUUGCUGGAACGUGCCGAAAACACCCAACAGACGUUAGAAACCUUGCUGCAAGACGUUGAGGAAGCAGAGCUAAGGCACAAGAAACACAUCUGCAAGCUGGAGCAUGAACUCCGUGGGAAGGUUGAGGAACUGGAAAAUGUACAUCAAGAAGAGAUUCAGAAACUACAUGACCGCUACAGUCAGACUAUUCGCACUCUCGGGGAGAGAUUAGAAACGAUAGCAGAUGAUACACAACCUCCAUCCACAACAGAGCCACAAGAUGCAGGUCAUUUAGAGGAGGACAAGGGGCAUGAGCAAGAGGUCAGCAGGGACUCAAUGUCACUGCUGAGAAGCCGUGUGCAGGAACUGGAGCUACAGAUGAUGAACAUGCGUGAUGAAUUGGAAAACAAGCCACCAGAUGGAGACAUGGCCGGGCUGCGAGAAAAGUACCAGAGAGACUUCGACAGUCUUAAGGAGACAUGCGAGCGUGGGUUUGCAGCGAUGGAGGAAACUCAUCAGAAGGUGAUCGAGGAUCUUCAGCGCCAGCAUCAGCGUGAGAUCAGCAAACUGCUGGAGGAGAAGGAGAGGUUACUGGAGGAAGAGACCAACGCCACCAUCGCUGCAAUUGAGGCAAUGAAAAAUGCACAUCGUGAAGAACUGGAGAAAACACAACGCGCGCAGCUGAGUGGAGUCAGUACAGACAUCGAACAAUUACGCAUACAGUACGAGGAGGAGUUACAGUCAAUCCACCGUGAGCUGGAGGUGCUAUCAGAGCAGUAUUCUCAGAAAUGUCUGGAAAACACACACCUUGCUCAGGCACUGGAGGCCGAGAGACACGCACUGCAGCAGUGUCAGAGAGAGAACCAACAACUACACACACACAACCAGGAACUGAAUAAUCGUUUGACAGUGGAGAUUUCUCGCAUGCGUUCCUGCUACAGUGGAGAGAAAAUGCCAUCACCUCUCACACAGGGCAAAGACCUGUAUGAACUGGAGGUCCUGCUCCGUAUAAAGGACUCAGAAAUUCAGUAUCUGAAACAGGAGAUCAACUCACUAAAGGAUGAGCUUCAAUCUGCACUGAGGGAUAAAAAGUAUGCCUCUGAUAAGUAUAAGGACAUCUACACGGAGCUAAGCAUAGUGAGAGCUAAAGCCGACUGUGACAUCAGUAAACUGAGGGAAAAACUACUGGCUGCGACAGAAGCUCUCGGGGAAAGAGACACACCCUCACACACACCGGGUUAUGAAAUGUGUGUGUUUACAGAUAUCAUGAAGUCAAAAAGUAACCCUGACUUCAGUAAGAAAGGUCACUCAGCUGUUUCCAGGCAGGUCCGUGGCAUGAGGUCAAAGUCUGUGAGUGAGGAGGUACCUUGGGAUAGCUGACCCCACCCCUUCACUGACGUAGAGUCUGAAAGAGGGAUUAACAGUGCAGGAACGGAUGAAGCUGUUUGAAGCAAAAGACACGAGGAAGAUCUGAACAACUUUCUCACACACACACACACACACACAUUCUAAUGUAUGAACGAACAUAUACUCAAGAUUUAUUAUUAUAUAUGUUGUCAUAGUGAGUAAUGAGACAUCAGCUGCUUAGUUUUUAUUAUUUGUGUGUGUGUGUGUGUGUGUGUGUGGGAUAGUGAAAGUGAGAGAUAUAACUGCUGUAUAUCUUUUGGGUUGUGUAAGAGUGUGUUAUUCAUAGACAGCUUUAAUUUUGCUAACGACCUUGUAAAUAAGUGUGUGUGUGUGUGUGUGUGUGUGUGUGUGUGUGUGUGUGUGUGUUUUACACAUUUUUUUUAACACAGCUCAUUAUGUUUCCCUCUGCCCUCGCUGCAGUUGUGUAGUGCGCGGGUCUGAGGAGACUUUGACUGGAGCACAUGUAGCUCAGGCUGCUGUUCGCUAAACCGCUAGCUAAACCGCACAGUCGAGCCUAGCUCAUGAGAUUAGCACAGGAAAGCUAAUGAAUGUGCCUGAUGUACGCUUGCAAUGCAUUAUACCUAGAGAACAUCACCAUAAGAGCAAUCAAACUUUAAAAUCCAUUAUCAGGAUUUGAAUCUAAAAAGUAUUUGAAGUAUUUGUUUGUAAAAGUUUGUACACCCAUUAGGACAAAUCUUUUGUAAUGAAAACUUCUGGUGUGUUUGGUUUCACAGUUCCUUCAUCUGUAUACCCAACAGAAUGAAUUCUUAUCGUUAGCUUGUACCCCCUGCAUUUUUUGUAACUUGAUUUAAAUAUCAGAAUAUUUUUAUCAUGUUCAUUAUCUCCUAAUAGUUUUAAAAAUUCAGAUUGUUGCUUUGUUGUAGGUUACACUCACACUCUUGAUUUGACCAAAUAUUCAACCUUCCACUCUCAGAAAUCCACAUGUUGGACCUUUGAUUGUGAUUAUACAGUAUUUGCAAAAAAAAGUGUAGCUACAGCGAGUUUUUUAUGGUUUUUGAGAGACACAAUCUCUGUAAUGUAAAUGUAUGAAAAUGGACUUUGACCAAAUAAAUCUAUAAAUGUGCCACUUUAUGUCAUUGCAAAAUCCUCCCUCAGCAUGAAAAACUUUACACACUGUCAGCAUCCACACACUUCGUUUCUCCAAACAUUCAGCUGAAAUACUUUGCAGUGCCUCUUGUGAAACAUUUCCAAAGAUGUUCUUUAUUAGCAGAAGUUUUCUUGUUCAUCCCAGAGUAGUUGAGUAGGAUUGAGGUGCAGUGACUGGGCAGGUGGUUCCAUGAUAAAUAUCACUCCAGACCACUGUUUACUCUCUAAACAACACUUACAGAACUCAGACGUAUUCGUCACUUCGGCUCAUCAUCUUGUUGUACGGUGAAGUCGGUUUCAAUGAGCCGCAGUCCAGACGGAACUGCAUGGUGUUGAAGUGUGGAAUGGAAGCCAUGUUGGUUCAGGAUUCCUUUUACUUUCUGGAACCUUCACUGCUCCAAAACAACCCCAAACCAUUUAACUUCCACCUCCAUGUGUGACAAAAUGUCUUAUUUGGACUCCACAGAACUUUCUUCCUCUCAUUCACUGUCACAUUAAUGUGUAUCUCAAAAACCAUCCAAACUUUUCACAGGAACUUUAUUAUUAUUAUAAAAGUUGUAACAGUGAGUAGACAAAAGAGCAAACGAAAAAGAAGGAGAAAGAGAGAGCAGUUUGAGUUUUGUCUAUUUUAUAUGCUUCUGUCCAGCCUCAGGAAGACAAGUUAUUAAUCCUCUUCAGUGUCAGUUAUUCCUAAUUUGUGUGAAAUUGACAGAAGUAAAUCAGUGCUGUUGUUGUUGCCCACACAGUGGCCUUUGCUUUGAAAUUUCUGUUUUUAUUCUGAAUAAUUCUAGUUGUAAUGAGUGCUGAUUUGAAUAAAAGUACAGUAUUUUCUGCA